GCAGCUGGCUCAGAAUCAGCUCCUCCCUCCUGUGUGGUGGCUUUUCCGACCAAAAGCUCCUCAGACGUGAACAGUUUCGCUGAGGAGCACUUUACUCCCCCUCAGCCCUUCCCCCCCGCUGCUUCCCCCCCUCCUUGGAAAAACAUCCAGGCGGACAGCAGAGGCGUCACUUUCUGCAUAGCGACCUGAGUGAGAGGAGUUGAGGUGUCGGAUAAUCAGGUCUCCAGUCGUCCUUCACCCGGAUCUCUGUCAGCGAUGGAGACUCGGGUUGGCACCCGCCCAGGCUCUCGCGUCUCUCUGGGUCUCUGGCUGCUGAUCACCGCUCAUGCUCUCCAACACGCCAGGGCGGAGAUAAGUUGCGGAUCUUGCCCGUCGCCUGUUCAACUUCACCGGGAGGAGCUGCAGCUGGCGCCGGGGUUGCGCUCCGACCCCGCGGAGGAGGCGGUUGCGGUCAGGGAACCCCGGGUUACCGGUCGGGAAUCUGGGAUGCUUGCUACUUCUGGCCCUAAUUUUAGUUUGGAUGAAGUUAAACCAGCCGGUUCUGAGUCUGGGGUGGCUGAGGAUGCUGCGCCCUGGAGAGCCAAGAGGAGCGCUCCAGACUUGAGCGAGUUCAGCGACAGCGACUGGACCGGCCGGACCGCGCAGCUGGAUAGCCACAAAGCUGGCCGGUCGGAAUUCGGGUGGAACAGGCAGGAUGAGAGAGGGAAUACCCGGCAGGAUGAGCCCAGGCUCAACAGCAGCACCUUCGCUCUCACUGGGGACUCUGCGCACAACCACGCCGUGGUCUACUGGACCGGACAAAACAGCAGCGUCAUCCUUAUUCUUACCAAACUCUAUGACUUUCACAUCGGCAGCGUCACGGAGAGCACUCUCUGGAGAUCCACAGACUACGGAUCAACAUACGAGAGAAUGAACGACAAAAUUGGGUCCAAGGCCGUCCUCAGUUACCUUUACGUUUGCCCAACCAAUAAAAGGAAGAUUAUGGUCCUGACUGAUCCGGAGUUUGAGAGCAGCGUGCUCAUCAGCACUGAUGAGGGAGCCAGUUUCCAGAAGUACCGCCUCUCCUUCUUCGUCCUGAGCCUUUUAUUCCACCCCACAGAGGAGGACUGGGCCUUGGCCUACAGCCACGACCAGAAGUUGUACAGCUCAGUCGACUUUGGAAGGAAGUGGAUGCUCAUCCACGAACACGUCACCCCGAACAGAUUCUACUGGUCUGUUUCUGGACUGGACAAAGAACCAGACCUGGUCCACAUGGAGGCUCACACUCCGGAUGGAAAUGUGCAGUAUGUCACAUGCAGAGCUCAGAUGUGCUCUGAAGCCAACCGGAAUUAUCCAUUCCCGGGAUACAUCGACAUCAGCUCUCUGGUGGUUCAAGAUGACUACAUUUUCAUACAGGUUCCCACCUCCGGACGAGCGACUUACUACGUCUCCUACAAGAGAGAAGCUUUCAUACAAAUCAAACUGCCAAAAUACUCCCUGCCUAAGGAUUUACACAUCGUCAGCACUGAUGGGAAGCAGGUCUUUGCAGCAGUGCAGGAGUGGAACCAAAACGACACCUACAAUCUCUACCUGUCUGACACCAGAGGGAUCUUCUUCACCUUGGCCAUGGAAAAUGUCAAGACAACCAGGGGCAUCGCUGGGAACCAGAUGUUGGACCUCUAUGAGGUGGCUGGAAUCAAAGGAAUGCUAAUCGCAAACAAGAAGCAGGACAACCAGGUGAAGACCUACAUCACCUACAACAAGGGCCGGGACUGGAGGCUCCUUCAGGCGCCGACUGCAGACCUGGAGGGAAACAACAUCCACUGCAUUCUGCCAUCUUGUUCCCUUCAUCUCCAACUGCAACUGUCAGAGAACCCUUACGUGUCGGGAACGAUCUCCACCAAGAGCUCUGCUCCGGGGAUCAUCGUUGCCACAGGAAAUAUUGGAGCAGAGCUGUCUUAUAACAACGUUGGCAUGUUCGUAUCAUCGGAUGCAGGCAACAACUGGAGACCGAUUUUUGAAGAAGAGCAUAAUAUCUGGUUUCUGGAUAAAGGAGGCGCCCUCGUUGCGGUGAAGCAACCAUCUGUGCCAACUAAACAUCUCUGGGUCAGCUUUGAUGAAGGGAGGCAGUGGACCCAGCACAGCUUCUCCUCGGCGCUGCUGUUUGUGGACGGCGUGUUGGUGGAGGCCGGAGCGGAGAACCAGAUCAUGACCUUCUUUGGACAUUUCAGCCACCGCUCUGAGUGGCAGCUCAUCAAGAUAGACUACAAAUCCAUCUUCAGCAGGAAGUGCACCGAGGAAGACUACCAAACCUGGCACCUGCACAACAAGGGCGAGCCGUGUGUAAUGGGUCAGAAGCAGAUUUACAUGAAACGCCGGCCUGGAAACUACUGCAUGCUGGGAAGGGACUACUCCAGAAUCCUCUCAGCUGAAUCCUGUAUUUGCCGAGCUCAUGAUUUUGAAUGCGAUUAUGGAUACGAGCGGCGGAACGACGGGAACUGCCGGCCGGCCUUCUGGUUCAAUCCGUCCUCUGUGUCCAGAAGCUGCAGCCAGGGUCAGAACUACUUCAACAGUACAGGGUACCGUAAAGUGGUGCUGAACAACUGCACCAAGGGCGUUAAGGAGAUGUACACGGCCAGGAAGCAGCAGUGCCCCAACAGGCCCCCGAAAGGACUCAGCCUGGCCACCAAAGACGGGAAAGUCACCGCCAACAUGGGCAGCAACGUCACCUUUGUGGUGCACCUGGACGAGGGAGACUCUUUGAGGACAAACAUCCAGCUGGACUUUGGCGAUGGCACAGCGGUCUCCUACUCUAACCUGAGCUGGACGGAAGAGGGCAUCAAACACGUCUACAAGUCAGCGGGAAUAUUCCGAGUCACGGCGCUAGCAGAAAACACGCUGGGCUCCGACACCACGACGUUGUACCUGCAUGUCACGUGUCCGGUGGAGCACGUCCAGCUCCUUGCUCCCUUCGUGGUGAUCAGAAACAAGGAGGUGAACAUCACAGCAGUGGUCCUGCCCAGCCAAUCACGCACUGUCACCUACUUCUGGUGGCUUGGCAACAACACGGAGCCGGUGAUAACUUUGGAUGGAAGUGUUUCAUACACCUUCAGGAGUGAAGGGAUGCACAGCAUCACGGUUCAAGUGGCGGCAGCUAACGGCAUCCUGCAGGACACCAAGAGCAUCGCGGUCAAAGAAUUCUUCAAAUCUCUGCUUUUAUCUUUCUCCCCGAACUUGGACGAGUUCAACCCCGACAUACCCGAGUGGAGGCAGGAUGUGGGGAGAGUAAUUAAGAAGGCUCUGCUACAAGUGUCGGACUUCCCAGAGGAUCAGCUCUUGGUCGCCGUUUUUCCAGGAGUUCCAACAGCUGCAGAACUCUUUCUGUUACCCAACAAGAACCAAUCCGAGGGGAAGAAAAAGAGUGAGGAAGAGCUAGAGAAGGCGUCCAGCGUCAUCGUAAGCGCACUGAACCAAAACCUUGUGGAGUUUGAGCUGAAGCCUGGCGUCAGAGUCAUUGUCUACAACACGCAGUUAACGCUGGCGCCGCUGGUGGACUCCAGUCCCAGACACAGCAGCUCUGCGAUGCUCAUGCUCCUGUCUGUGGUGUUCCUGGGCCUCGCCGUCUUCCUCAUCUACAAGUUUAAGAGAAAAAUACCUUGGAUCAACAUAUACGCUGAGGUGAACCAGGAGAAGGAGCAGGAGAUGAUUGGCUCGGUCGGUCAGGGCGACAGCACGCCGAAAAUCACUCUGAGCGAGUUCACAGCAUCCAAAGAGCUCAUGGAGAAGGAACUGGAUGCCCGGGUCAAGAGAGGAGUCGGAAACGCCUGCGAGAGCACAAGGGAGAUUCCAAACUGUACCAGCGUGUAAAAGCUGAAGUUUGUGUACAGAGCGAGUGUCACAGUGUCCGGGGUUCUUCUCUAUUUCUGUUUUGUAAUUCUAAACACAACUGAUGUUAAUAGUUUUUCUAAAAGGCCUCAUUUAUACAGACUUGCAUGGAUGUCUCGUUGGGCAACAUCCAGUGCAGCGAUGGGAUCUCUGCAACGACGACGAGACUUUUGGGUUUCCGUGGAUGUAAACGCUCCAUUCAUUUGCUGAGGGAAUUAUCUUUUGUGGAUGAGUUCUGUACGUUUCCUGAGAUGUUUGCUUUGAAAAUCAUUUCUGCCUAAAUGUAGACUAUAUUGUCAGUCUUCAAUCAAACAGGGAAUAUUACUGAAAUGUAAAGUAUUAUCUUUUAUUCUGUUACAUGUAAAUAUCCUUUCUACAUGCUCGUAGUCUCAUGGCGACGGCGGUAGAUCUGACGGCGGUCUGUUUUUGAAGGUGUUUAAAACGUCAGACAUCGCUUACGGAGAAACAUUUUGCUUUGCUGACGUCCUUGACUUGUGCAUGUUCCUACUGAGGACACGGUUUCUGUGUUGUAGAUAAGCAAGUGUUGUAAAUAGUUCUUUUCUAAACAUUCGUCAAAGCCCAGUCGGUUCUGGCCAGGUUCUGUUCUGCUCUCAUCCUCUUCGGUUGCUGUUGAAACGGGUCGAUCUGCUAAUGUUCAGCUGCCGUUAACAGAUUUACUCUGCAAACAAAACGAGACGGAUCAACAUGAGGAGGAUCGUGUAUAAUAUAUUUAUAUUUUCAGUAGAAAUAUACUCGAGAUAACCAGACAUUUUAACUAGAUGAGUGUCUUUGAACCAAACAUUAAUAGCUACUGGCAUCAUUGCGUUACAUUUUGCCUCUGAUUGUCCAGAUUUGUGGUGACCAGGUCUGCAGUUCACAGCAUUUUAGAGCAACUUUGGAAAAAAUGGUGACGCUUUCAUAAUGUACAGAAAAUAUUUUGUUCUAACUCAAAAUUAAUGGUUGAAGAAAGUCAUGACCCAGACUAUCAAACAUUUCUACUGUGCCAAUUUAACAGAUGGACAAUAACAAUGUAUUUUGAUGAAGCUUUAUGAUCUGGAUGAGAGGAAAAACUGAGGGCGGCAAAUCAGCAAUGAAGACAAAAUGUUGAGAUUAAAGUUUCUAUAUAAAGAUUAAAAUGCUUCUAAUAAGCCAACACUAACAAUGCUUCAUGUAAAUGAGCUCAUAAAAUAUAAUCUGGAUUUAAUAACAAAUAAAUUCUCUCUAUUGUGGUCAGUUGUUCUGUUUAUUUUGCUGUUUUUUGUAAAAUAAUAAAAUUUAGCCUCCCUAAAAUAACUUAAGGCAUGAGGUAACUAAACAGAGUUUCUCCUGUUUGUUUCCUCUUCAUUCGCUUUUUAAAAAAAAUCAAAUUCUUCCAGCAACAAAACAGUUUAGCUCUGAUUAUUGUGCCACUUGUGACAUUAUUGACCCAAAUACACUUAAACCAGAAUUAGACAUUUUUUCUUUUUAAAUGCACCUUAAGAAGCUCCGUAUUUUUGUGAAAUCUUUCAGUGGACAUUUACACGGUGGACACCCGUCUACUCAGGGUUCAGAUUUUUCACUGGAACGGAAAUCCAGAGGAGUUAUGUAAAACAACCCAUUUGGCAGAUUUUUCUGUAGAGAAUAUAUAAAUAAUUUGAUGGAAAAUUCAACUUGGGAAGCUGAAAUACUUUGGCGUAAUGCUGCUUGACUGCUGCUGGGGUUUGCAAAGCAGCUGAUCCAGAAGCGCUACCUGUUUUCCUUUGGACCGAUCGGCAGACUGUAGAUGUUAGCUUCUGCAUUAGUGCAAGACCAUUUCCGCUGCAUAUUAAUGUAUGUUUGGUGUUUGAACUUUUAGAUCAGGCAGUUAUAAUCAUUUUUAGAGGAGCUCUGAAGUAUUUGUACGCAGCCGGCUGUGGUACCAAACCCUCUGUGGUACCAGGGAUCCACUGAACCUCAUUACCCAGUUUUCUUUUUUGUUUUUUUAAGGUGUGUUUAGGGCGCCCUUAAAAAAACCGAGCCAUGUGACACCUCCAGCUGUGUUUUAGUUUUUAGUGGAAGGGUCAGAAGAAUUAAGUCAUUUUAGAACCAGAUGCAGAUCAAGUCAUUUUUAUUUCCUGAUUGAAGAGGGUGUGUUUUCUUUUAGCCUGAGCGAAACUCCGCCAGGUUUCUUUACCAAAAACUAGUCUGACAAUGGAGGAGAGCAGAGCAGUCGAUGUAUUAAUGCAACUGAACCCUGCUAAUAUAAUUUGAAAUAAGGCAGAGUUGCUCCCUCCACGUUGCACUGUGACCGUAAUGAGAGAAACUGGACAGCCAAAGAUCCCAGCAUGCACUGCUUCCCCACAAGCUCAUGUAAACAUCUAGAAAAGAAGAG
Xiphophorus hellerii (green swordtail) is the source of this 6214-nucleotide messenger RNA. RefSeq names its product sortilin related VPS10 domain containing receptor 3a (gene sorcs3a). The coding region runs from base 256 to 3846 and encodes 1196 amino acids. The transcript is spliced from 27 exons. Gene Ontology annotation, cellular component: membrane. The record is from RefSeq and is a predicted model, not a curated record. Lineage: Eukaryota; Metazoa; Chordata; Actinopteri; Cyprinodontiformes; Poeciliidae. Gene Ontology annotation, molecular function: protein binding.